UCAAAUGUCACUUUUAGGGUUAUUCGUCUGUGUGCAAAAAUCAAAAUAUUUGGCAAGGAAACGAAAGUUAUUAUAGAUGUUAAUAAGCUUUUUCGGACUAAAAGAUCAAAGUUCAGUAUCAGUUUACAGUUUUCAGGACUCAAAAUGCAUACUUUUCGCCGAUUUUCAUCACAACUUUGUGUUAGAUAUCCUAGAAGAGUAGUAAAACAUCCCGUGGUUGUUAAAAGAUGUAUGUUAAGUACAGAAAAACCAUCAGAUAUGCUUGCUAUGCAGUCAGCGAAAAUACCUAAAGGUAUUUUAGGGCAGCCCACUUGCCACACUCAUCCCCACAUGAUACCGAAUGGACAAUUAACUUGCGGAAUAACUCAGCAAGAGUAUAAGGAAAGGAGGGACAAUCUUGUUGCCAAGUUGUUAGAAGAGUCUCAGCAUAUACACAAAUCUCAUAUUAUAAUAAUUCCAGCAGCAUGCAAGCAGUACAUGUCAGACAAGAUCCCUUAUGUGUUCCGGCAAAACUCAGACUUCUUCUACCUCACUGGCUGUCUAGAGCCCUCAGCUAUACUAGUUAUGGUGAAGCCCGUGUUAGAUGAUAGCUAUAAGAGUAUCCUGUUUGUGCAUGAGAAGGACAGUCAUGCAGAGUUGUGGGAGGGCCCACGCACGGGGUGCUCACUUGCUGCAACACUAUUUGGGGUUGAUGAAGCACGUCCUGUAGAGAACUUCAAUAACUUUAUUCAUAGGAUAGUGUCCUCAUAUAAACCUGGAGUGGUCUGGUACCAGAACGAAAGUCCACCCAACCCUGAAAUCCACGACAGCAUCCGUUCAGCGCUACGCAUCAGCCACGUGUCGAUGGACGAGCCUCAGACGAGCCUGCACCAGCUGAGAGUGGUCAAGUCUCCCGCUGAAGUGGAGCUGAUGAAGGAGACGUGCUACAUCGGCUCACAAUCUGUCAACCUGGCUAUGGCUUGCACCAAACCUGGUAUAUCCGAGCACGCGGUAUCGGCGGUGCUGGAGUACUCGUGUCGCAUGGCGGGCGCGGAGCACGGUGCUUUUCCCCCAGUGGUAGCGGGCGGGCCGCGCGCCACACACAUACACUAUGUGGCUAAUAACCAGAUACUGAACGAUGGGGACAUGCUACUCGUGGACUCCGGCAGUCAAAGAUGGUUGUACAACUCGGAUAUCUCCCGCACAUGGCCCGUGUCCGGCAAAUUCUCAAAACAUCACAGGAUAUUAUACGAAUUAGUCCUCACUGUACAGAAACGUCUAAUAGAACUGCUGAGGGAGCAGCGGCCGCCUUUAGACCAAUUGUUCGACCACAUGUGUCGCUUGCUGGGCACGCACUUGCAGCAGGAGGGCAUCCUGCCCAAGAAUAUAGACUCCAAUGACCUUAUUGGGAAAGCGUAUCGAUUAUGUCCGCACCACGUAUCACACUAUCUGGGUCUAGACGUGCACGACGCGCCGCUAGUGCGAAGACGCGUGCCCGUACGGACUGGAAUGAUUGUCACCGUUGAACCAGGUAUCUACAUCCGUCCGGACGACAAAUCCGUGCCGCCAGAGUUCCGCGGCGUCGGCAUCCGGAUAGAAGACGAUGUGCUCAUCACUGACAGCGACCCCCUCAUACUGACUGACUCCUGCGUUCGCGAGGUCGACGAUAUCGAAGCCAUAGUCGGCAAGCAGAGCAUUUGAGGAACACUACGAUAUCGGCAAAUUAAACUAUGUUAGCAAAGGCCCAUUUAAAAUAACUUUUACCUGAGGAACUUUGACGUUUUGGCAAAUUUCACAUACAAAAUGUACGGCAAUGCAAGUAGGGACUUUUACAAAACUUUAUUAUUUUUUGGGCAUUAGAUAAAGUGUAUAGGCAUGUACCUACCUAAGUUUUAUAUAUCAAUAACCAGGCUAUUAAAUUGAUAACUGUCAAAACCUCUAAUUUAUUCCUCAGUUAAAAGUUAUUUGACGAUUGAAAAAUCGGCCCAUUAAUAUGUUAAAUGCUUUAUGACUACUGCUGCUCGAUUACGGCAAAAUGACAGCUACAAUGUCAGGAUCGCAAUCACCUCUGAUUGGUAGACGCUCGCUCACUGAUACAAUGCAUUAUUGCAACAGCAGUACCUUAAAUUAUUUAACAGCCAAUUAUAACAAUUGAGAUUGUAAUAAUAAUUCCUUGAUUCAGUUUUUGCACAAUCGACCUGCUGUUUCAUUAUUUAAUCUAGUAUUUAAUAAUAGUAUUUGAGGAUCAAAACACUUUAGCGUUAAAGUAAAAUGGCCCUUAACUGCCUUGUUUUAGUGCUUAAUUUUGUACAUAUAUUUACAGCCAGCGGAAACGUGAAUUCAAUGGUACUGAAUUUUUGACUAUUAAAAGCGGGUCAAAUCAAAGCAACUUAGCUCUUUCUUAGCAAUCACCCAAUGUCUCCUCCAAUUUUUGUAAAUAGUAUCUUAAUGUAGGUGUAAUGUAUUAUAUUCUUAAGUCUGCAGAAUUAUUCCUAAUUUUAUAUAAUAAAUUAAAUUGAGAGAUUAAAGCUUU
This is a messenger RNA of Maniola jurtina (meadow brown), 2512 nucleotides long. RefSeq names its product xaa-Pro aminopeptidase 3-like. The transcript is spliced from 11 exons. The record is from RefSeq and is a predicted model, not a curated record. The coding region runs from base 145 to 1680 and encodes 511 amino acids. Gene Ontology annotation, molecular function: manganese ion binding; metalloaminopeptidase activity. Lineage: Eukaryota; Metazoa; Arthropoda; Insecta; Lepidoptera; Nymphalidae. Gene Ontology annotation, cellular component: mitochondrion.